Messenger RNA from Bacidia gigantensis, 258 nucleotides. RefSeq lists its product as uncharacterized. The record is from RefSeq and is a predicted model, not a curated record. The coding region runs from base 1 to 258 and encodes 85 amino acids. Lineage: Eukaryota; Fungi; Ascomycota; Lecanoromycetes; Lecanorales; Ramalinaceae. The transcript has 2 exons.
AUGAUUACAAGCAAGUAUCUCGCAAAACCGGGCUCGCCAUCGCCAAUGAGCAAACCCAUCAAAAGGGAUCCUGCAUCCUCCGAGAUCCAACACACACUCGAUGAGCCCAAGCAAAGCGCAAACCCUACAUUUCCCUUCAUGACCCUCGAGAAGCCUUUCGAUACAGUCUCUAAUUCUGACAGCCAAGCCUAUGCAAGCCUCAACAUAUGUGAAGAGCAACAAGAGACGCCCUUGGCCAAGAUAGGGGCAGUUGGAUGA